AUGCCGACGGCGACGAGAAAGGCGCAUAGUAAGUCGAGAUUGGGCUGUGGUCAGUGUAAGAAAAGACGUAUCAAGUGUGAUGGCAAACAUCCCAUCUGUGCCAACUGCGAGAAGCGAGCGCAAGAGUGCACUUUCCUCGCACUCGUUCCUUCCUCACGACUGUCGCUCACAUCCACGCCUUCCGCCUCCAGCCCAACGGCAACAACAACAUCGUCUCCCCAUUCUCCAGUCACCCCAUCACCUCCCUCUUCGACUCACCCCUCGAUAGCACCGAAGACACCCUACCAGAUCCAGGUUUUUCGACAUACUCAUGAUCCAACCCCGAAAAGAGAAGCCGCGGUAGAACUCGAAGUACUUCCGGUAUCCAGCAUUCCCGCCUCUAUACGGUGCAUCGACCUGUGGAAAGACACGAGGGAAACGCUUACGCCUCGCCUGCGGUACCUGUUAUACCACUAUGAAUACGCAACCAGUCUGACGCUAGCCAACGACGACCCGGCUAAGACAGCAUGGCAGUCCAGCGUCCCUGAACUUGCAUCGCGCCACCAAUUCCUCGUUCAUCAUGUUCUCGCCGUCGCCUCCCUACACCUUGGUCGGCUGCAGGAGGGUACUCCAGAGAAGGGGGCGUCCACUGCCAUAGCGGCGGCGCUGAUGAACCGAGCUCUAUCCCGGUUUCGACCCGAGAUCGCAAAUGUGAACGCCGAUAAUGCGGCGGCGCUCUUUGCGAGUGCGACGCUAACAGCCGUGUACUGCUUUCGAACGUCUACCAUGGACAUCGACGAGAUCCGUGCCAGUGUUCCCGCCGACACUGUCAUACCUCCUUCAGACGUAGUCGAUAGAAUGCUACAUUGCAUCUUGCGAACAUUCUGGGGUCUUCGAGGGCCCUGGGCCGUCCUCGCGCCUGGCUGGCACUAUGUAAUGCGCGGGGAGAUGGCUCCUGUCGCGCAGCGCAAAUGGUGGCCCAGCCCCAAGGAUCGUCUACCGGCCACGCUUCGAGCAAUGGAGGAAGACGGCAGACUCAGUGAAAUCGAGAAUCUGUGGAUUCAUCCCGACCGUGCAUACGAGCCCCACUUCCGACAUCUGUCGGACGCUCUGUUAUACCUUCGCGAAAGCUUCGCCCUCGUCUCCCAGCUAACGCUGCCAGAGAACGAAUUCCCACCCACGACUUCCAUCAGCUACUCUGUCGACGAUACAACAGUCGGGUAUCUGAAGGACCGCGGUGCCAUGUUUCUAUGGGCGACACUCAUAUCGCGAGAGUUUCUCCAACUCGUCGAGCAGAAGAACCGCGAUGCACUGGUCCUAAUAGCGCACUAUGCCGUAUUGCCAGGCAGGGUGCGCAACGUGUGGUGGCUCGAGGGUCUCGGUGCCGAUAUGGCUGCUACCGUCGCAAUGGCCUUGGGACGCGAGAAUUGGCACCUGAUUGAGUGGCCUAUUAGCGUCCUGGGUAUCGACUUGGAGAGCUUGUUUGGAGCAAGGGAUGACAGUCUCGUACGGAGACCUGUGCAUAUGUCAUUGGAGAUUAUGUGA
This is a messenger RNA of Trematosphaeria pertusa, 1524 nucleotides long. RefSeq lists its product as uncharacterized. Bases 1 to 1524 code for a protein of 507 amino acids. NCBI's taxonomy places the organism in Eukaryota, Fungi, Ascomycota, Dothideomycetes, Pleosporales, Trematosphaeriaceae. Gene Ontology annotation, biological process: regulation of transcription by RNA polymerase II. The transcript is spliced from 2 exons. Gene Ontology annotation, molecular function: DNA-binding transcription factor activity, RNA polymerase II-specific; zinc ion binding. The record is from RefSeq and is a predicted model, not a curated record.